This is a messenger RNA of Phragmites australis (common reed), 1470 nucleotides long. RefSeq lists its product as uncharacterized. The record is from RefSeq and is a predicted model, not a curated record. The transcript is spliced from 7 exons. The coding region runs from base 244 to 1125 and encodes 293 amino acids. Lineage: Eukaryota; Viridiplantae; Streptophyta; Magnoliopsida; Poales; Poaceae. Gene Ontology annotation, molecular function: nucleic acid binding.
UUCACAAACUCCAUCCCACCCGGUCCGAGUUGUGGGCCCGACCCACCUCUUUCGUCUCCCAUUACCCUCCAGCCGCCGCCUCCGCUCCUCUCCUCCCCUCGUCGCUGCCCUCACCUCGGUGCUCGUCGCCGUCGCGCCGCCCUCCCAGAUCGACGCCCCAGGCCGCCUCCUACCCGCGCGGCCCACUUCCGACUGCGACGAAGCCCCAGGGGCCGCCUCUCCCACGCUCGCGGCCUGCCAGCCAUGCAGCGCGGGAAGGCGGUUCAGGAGGCGGAGGGCGGCGGCGGCGGCCUGGAUCUGGAGGAGGAUGAGCUGGAGGAGUUCCGGCUGCCGAUGAGCCACCGGCCUACGGAGAACCUCGACACGGAGGGGCUCGAGCAGGCGUCCGUCCACACGCAGCUCACCGCCUCCAACGUCGGAUUCAGGCUGCUGCAGAAGAUGGGGUGGAAGACCGGCAAGGGGCUCGGGAAGAACGAGCAAGGUAUUCUAGAGCCAAUAAGAGCUGACAUCAGAGAUGCAAAAUUAGGUGUUGGGAAGCAAGAGGAAGAUGACUUCUUCACAUCGGAAGAGAAUGUGCAAAGAAAGAAACUGAAUAUUGAACUUGAGGAGACUGAGGAACAUAUAAAGAAGCGUGAGGUCAUAGCAGAACGUGAGCAAAAAAUCCGCAGUGAGGUCAACGAGAUACAGAAGGUGUUCUUUUGCAACCUCUGCAAUAAGCAAUACAAGCUGGCGUAUGAAUUUGAGAGUCAUUUGAGCUCAUAUGAUCACAAUCAUAGAAAGAGGUUUAAAGAGAUGAGAGAAAUGCAGAGCAGCAGUGGUAGCCGUGAUGACAGGCAGAAACGUGAACAACAACGAGAAGAGAAGGAGCUGGCAAAAAUUGCUCAACUGGCGGAUGCUCAUAGGAAACAGCAGCAGCAAAAGCAAGAGAUGUCAGAGACCCCAAUAGAGAGUGCUGCACAAAAAACUGUGGCUGCCCCUGCUAAUCAGGAUCAGCGGAAAACAUUGAAGUUUGGAUUCUCCAGAAUGGCUCCUUCCAAGGCUCCAGUUGGCAAUAUUAGCAAGAAACCAAAGGUUGCCACAAAAGUUUCUUCAGUCUUCAGCAAUGAGAGUGAUGAGGACUCGUGAUCUUUGCAGUCGAACUGUCGUGGCGAUUCCAGAUUCCAGUAAGUGCCCUUGAGAAUGUGAGAUGCCAAUAUGCCAUGUAUGUGGUGCUUGUUCUUCUUGCUGGCCGAGGCGGAUGGUGGCAUCUUUGACAAUCUCAUGUGAACAAACAGGAACUUGAACUUUCACAGUGUCAGUUGUAUGAACUCAAGGGUACAUUGUACAAGCAACUUUGUAUUGUUCUUGCUACAUUAUUACCAUUCGUCCUUGCAAUCAGACAAUGCCCUUGGGACACACCCUUGUACUGCCAUUGUUGGCUUUUAAUGUAACACCUUUGUUCUUGAGGAUUAAAGUUGGCAUUGCUUUACA